UGAAAGAAAGAGAAACUGCCUAGUUGUGAAGAGGAUUUGAUCCCUAAGCAGCACAGAAACAGUCUUCAGAAAGAGCAAUGGAGAUGUGUGAAGCUGAUGAUCUAAAGAGUUCUGGGCUGGCAGAAUUGGAUGAGGACGCAUUGAUGCCCUCUGGAUGGAGCAACUUUAACCUCAGAACUCAGAGCCUGAGAAGAUAUUCAGUUUCCUGGCUGAGUCGCCUGGGCUUCCUGAUGAUGAUGUUCUUCAUUACCCUUUCCUUCAUCCUCAGCAUCAUUAUCCUGUCCCGAGUCUUCCAGACUCAAAGUCAGUAUAACUUGGAGCAUGAAGCAAUCAUGAAGAAACUGAGCCAGCUCUCUGCCCAAAUGAAAGAUGAUUGGGAUUUGAGGGCUAAAGAAAAUCUUGAAGUUUCCCAGCUCAUUGAACAACUGAACAAUACCUUGAAUUUGAGGGCCAAAGAAAAACUUGAAGUUUCCCAGCUCAUUGAACAACUGAACAAAAACUUGAAUUUGAGGACCAAGGAAAAAAUUGAAGCUUCCCAACUCAUUGAUCAACUGAACAAAACUUUGAACUUGAGAGCCGAAGAACAAAAUGAAGCUUCCCUGCUCAUCAAACAACUGAACAAAACUUUGAGCACCUUUUGCCAACCAUGUCCCUAUAAGUGGGAGUUAUAUAAAGACAGCUGUUACUUCUUUUCUGUGAACCAAAAUUCAUGGGAGGAAGCCAGAGAGGCAUGUAAGAUAGAUGGUUCUGACCUGGUCAUCGUCAGCUCUUCAGAGGAGCAGAAAUACCUGAAGCAGAAGGUUGACUUGAGCCAUUUGUGGUGGUUGGGACUCAGUGACAAGAAGAAAGAGGGGACCUGGCACUGGGUGGAUGGAACAAUUCUGGAACAGUCCUUUUGGAAUGAGGGAGAACCCAACAAUGCUGGUGAUGAGGAUUACUGUGAGCUGACCUCUAAAAGUUGGAAUGAUGCAUCUUGCAGCAAGAAGAACAAGUGGAUCUGUGAGAAGGAAGCUUUCUCUUGUCUCAAACCCUGAGGUGCUCCAGGAAUUGGAUGGUGGGUGGGAGUAGUAAUAGUAAUAACUGCACCUGGAUAGAAGAAGAAUAGAUGGGUCUAGGGACCAGUGCUCCAGGCUACUCUGCCCUGACUGCACACUCUACUUUUGUAUCUCAGUUUGUCUCUUUGUGAAUCCUGGCCCUAAUUUUUUUGUCAUGAGGCUAAAAUUCCCAGAGAUUUCCCUAAAUAAGCCUUUCCCCUACACUCUCUCCUAUACUAAUCUCCAUGUCUUUGAUUGUCACCUUUAUCUGGCUGAUUCCCAGGACUACAUCUCUCAUAAGCUUGCUCCCUUACUUUCUGAUCAUUUUGUUUGUGGCUGACCAUUCAUCCCUGCCUGAAGAUUUUGCUUCAAUAAAAUAGAUGACUUUCCUCCCAUCUUGUAUAUAUUUUUGUAAAGGUUUCCCAAUGUAGAGUACCUGGUACAUAAUUCUUCCCUAAUAAAUGCUUGUUGAUUAA
This is a messenger RNA of Antechinus flavipes (yellow-footed antechinus), 1510 nucleotides long. RefSeq names its product CD209 molecule (gene CD209). The transcript is spliced from 11 exons. NCBI's taxonomy places the organism in Eukaryota, Metazoa, Chordata, Mammalia, Dasyuromorphia, Dasyuridae. The record is from RefSeq and is a predicted model, not a curated record. Bases 78 to 1034 code for a protein of 318 amino acids.